AAGCGGAAAUAUCUUCUCGCAGUUUCGUGACCCAGUCGGACGUAUUAGCCGACGUACCACCAAUGUCAACUCCGGCACAUAUAUCGUUGAUAUACGUGACCUCCGGAAUAUUUCUAACAUUUAGGCGAAGCUAUCCGACAAAAUGCGCCUCACGUUGCAAAUGUUGAUUUCCCACGGCCGGAUGGCCCGGAGGAUGGGUUUGGGCCCGCGGUCCAGGAUCGACAUGCUGCGCAACAUUUUGACAGGACUGGUCCGACACGAGAGGAUAGAAACCACGCUGGCCCGAGCAGAUGAAGUCCGCUUCUACGCCGAAAAGCUGGUAGACUAUGCCAAAAAGGGAGACACUGAUGAGAAGGCGAUGAAAAUGACCAGUUUUUGGCUGACGGAGAAGGAUCUGGUCCCAAAGCUCUUCAAGGUCCUGGCUCCACGGUUUGAGAAUCACUCAAACAGCUACACACGGCUGGCACGCAUCCCCAACAGACAGAACCUGGACAGAGCUAAGAUGGCUGUUCUGGAGUACAAAGGCAACCCUUUCCCACCCCUUUAUCCUGCGAAAAAGGAAAAUGAACUGACUCUCAUCAACCAGCUCCUCAAAGGCUACAGAGAGGAUAGGGCACAACAGUUAGACACAAAGCCGUAGUUGCCACCGUGGAGAUGGAUCAAAGAUUGCUGAAGGGUGAUGGUGGGGUACUGAAAUGCUUCUGAAGAGCCACUUGCAUAUUCUGCAGACUGUGGCUUAAAGACACUGAUGUAGUUCUUUACCAAAAGAAGCCGCAGCUCUGUAAAGUAUUUCUGAUUGUGUAUUAAUAAAUAUUAUUUCUUAAGAUAA
Oreochromis aureus is the source of this 829-nucleotide messenger RNA. RefSeq names its product mitochondrial ribosomal protein L17 (gene mrpl17). Gene Ontology annotation, biological process: translation. The coding region runs from base 143 to 640 and encodes 165 amino acids. Gene Ontology annotation, cellular component: ribosome; mitochondrial large ribosomal subunit. Gene Ontology annotation, molecular function: structural constituent of ribosome. The record is from RefSeq and is a predicted model, not a curated record. Lineage: Eukaryota; Metazoa; Chordata; Actinopteri; Cichliformes; Cichlidae. The transcript has 4 exons.